Molecule: messenger RNA, 2592 nt
Organism: Cryptococcus wingfieldii CBS 7118
Lineage: Eukaryota; Fungi; Basidiomycota; Tremellomycetes; Tremellales; Cryptococcaceae
Exons: 6
Coding region: 1-2592 (863 amino acids)
Biological process (GO): microtubule nucleation; cytoplasmic microtubule organization; mitotic cell cycle
Cellular component (GO): spindle pole; equatorial microtubule organizing center; gamma-tubulin complex
Molecular function (GO): microtubule minus-end binding; gamma-tubulin binding
Source: RefSeq, a predicted model, not a curated record
AUGCUCGCAGAAGUCCUUUUGGUACUUGGAGGCCAUCCUUCAUCCCUCUUCGUCCCCCAUCCAUCUCAGGCAGCGGUGCCCAAGACCUACCAAGUCUCGCCCGCUCUCUGCGAAUACCUCCAUCCUGGAGAGAUCAGCUCCCUCAACUCGCUCGCAUCGCUCGCUUUCCAGUAUACCCAAGUUAAGAAAUGGGCGGCUAGCACUCUCAAGCUGGGCAGAGAGGCUGUGCUGGCAGAGAGCCUUUACUCGUCCAGAAAAGGAAGACAACGGCAGCCCGAAGACAGUGGUCUGGCAGCUCCCGAUCAGUAUCUUUCGACUCUGGCUGCUAAUACUCUCGAAGUUCUCAGCGAGUAUGAUCUUCUAAUUAUCGAUACCGAGGCUCGUAUAUUGUCAUUCGAUGCCAGCUUGGUCCAAGAUCAACAGGGUUAUGUGCCGUUGACUAUUAUUGUCGCGACCUUCGACAAGUGGAUAGCGCCUAUUGCUUCCCUCAAGCGCAUGGUGGAUCAAUUAUCGUCAACCGAACAUGGGGAUUGGACACCUGGUAAAAUCAUUGAUCUCGUCCACGAAAAGACGCAGACCGGCAAUCCGUUCUUGAAAGUCAUCUUCACAUCCCUUUCCAACUCCCUCCGCCACGUCUUCCUCACCCACCUCGUCUCGUUCAUCCUCUACGGCAUCGCCCCAACACUAUCCACCCCCACUUCUCCAGCUAUAGGUCUAGAUAUUGGUGCCGAUCCGCUUUCGCCCCAGCAUAGAGCGUUUGCUCUGAAUGAAGAGUUGCUCCCGUCUUCUAUGCAGGGCAAAACGAAAGAGAGCAUCUUGUAUGUUGGUCGGGUGGCAGCCACAUUGAAGAGGGAGGGACGAUCCCUCCCCACGCAAUUGGUCAGCGGGCUGAGAGAGCAUAUAAUGUCGGUCAAAUGGCUUGAAGAGGGGGAAGGUUUGGGUGAGGCGAUUGAAAAAGCUAGGGCUGAGGUGGGAGAAUGGUUAUGGAAACAUAUCCUGACUGGAGCGCAAGUGGCAGAUUCAAUAGAGACAUUAGGCAACUUUUUCCUCCUCCGCAAGGCAGACUACGCCAUCUCGACCAUACGCGAGAUCUCUCAGCUACGCCUCGACAAACUCAUCACCUCCAAUCCUCAUUCCUCUUCUUCUGUCAUCCGCGAGCAAGACCUUGAUUUGGCCCUGCGGCGAGCUAGUGUAGGAACGUCAGCAGGCCAGGAUGCUGGACUGGACAAGUUGAGGUAUAAGAUGGAGAAGGGGCCACUGAGGGCGAUAUUGCCUUCUUUACCGCCCAAGGUGCCGAGGAAGGGAGGGGCUGAUCGGUCAGGGGAUGGACUGCCGGACGAGAGGAGCAAUAUACGCCAGCUAUUCUCCUCUUCACUGCUCGGUACGCCCCUUACCCUCACUACCACCAUCACCUGGCCCCUCGACCUCUUCAUGACCCCGCUCGCCAUAUCAACCUACUCUGACAUUCAAUCGUACCUCACCGCAAUCCGGCACACUCAUCUUGCUGUUCUCAAUUGCUGGACUUCACUUAGCGCGGCUCAGCGCCAGAGGAGGAAAUGGACAGGCGUGACUGAAGGUGGCACACCGGAAGAAGCCGAUGCGAGGAAGUGGCUGGCCAGGACAGCCUGGGGUACAGUCCGAUUGAUGCUCUUCUUUAUCGACCAGCUUCAGAGUCAUUUCAUGACCGACAUAAUCGACGUACAGCAUAGGAGAUUAUUGGAACAGCUUGAGAUAGACAACGUGUCAUCGUCAACUCUGGAUGGCUCGUUGAGAGGUUCUAUGAGGGGUUCAGUGAGAGGGUCUGUUUCGCGAACAGCGCCAACGCCUGUUAAGAGUGCUGCCGCAUCGACCGUCGAAGGCAGGCGGCCUGCAUCUCCAUACAACACGGAAACCCAGGGGCUGCAUGACAGUCAAUCCAUACGUCCCAAUCGCGCACCACCGACACCUAGCAGAAAGCAGGGGCCGUCUUUUCUGGACUUCCUCACCCUCCGGCAAAUCCAUACCCGGCACCUCGCUUUCCUUCGAGAAGCACUCCUCAUAUCCGACGUCGGUAUUGCUACGCUUACCCGCGAUAUUCUCGACACUUGUCGCCGCUUCACCGGCCUCGUCGAGAGGUGGGGCGGGGAUGUUUUGCCAGAGCUGUUGAUGGAGGGGAUAGAAGGGGAGGAGGUAGGAAAGAUGGUGCAAGAGAGGGCGCAGGCCGUGGAAGAGAUCAACGAGGCGUUGCACGAACACUUGACCGACUUCUUUGGUGCCCUGUUGGAAACCCAGCAGCCGGGGGCGUCUGAUCCCGAUCGCUCUACUACCGGCGGCGGGUCACUCUCCCGCACCAUGAGGGUUGCCCAGAUAUCACGCAUGAUGUCUCGACAGACGAGCUUGACGGCUGCGGCGAUGAACAAUGUGAACAAGGGCGCAAAAAGCAAAGUCCAGUUGGAGAAGGAGGAGAAAGGGCUGGAGGCAGAAGCUGCCAUGGCGAGGCAUAUCGAUCAGUUGUUGCUGCGACUCGAUUUCAACGAAGUGUUGACAGCGUGGAGGCUCAAAGGGACUGAUGGGGAAUAUAUGGGGAGCGUUCUAGUCGAAGGAGGGUUGUAG